AUGAUUCAUUCCUUCGGUGGAUCGCAAGGUUCCGGUAGUGUGUCGCCGUUGUCUAAUCGGUCUUCCUUGCUCUCGCAGUGCGCGUCACCUUGUUCGACGCCGCGUCAGCUGACGCUUACUGGGCUGAAUUCCGCCUUUAGGUCGAGGUACCCACCUUGCGGCAAUGUUGUAACUGAAUUAGAAGGCAAGAAGUUCUACCAUGCUAUUCGGAAUGGCGCAGACGUCAUCAGGGUCUGUGAUUCCGUCGCUGUUGUUGACAGCUUCGAUAACCAGGAGAACGGCACGCAACUGGUUAAAAUCGCGGCGAUCUUCCAAGAAGGCUGCAGCGAGAUGAAGGCAGAGGUGGCAUAUUACUACGACGCAAAAGAUUUUGUACCGGGGGCACACCAUCGAUUCCUCACCAACCAAUCACGUAUCUAUAUACACCAGAAUUCGGAUUGGCGGGGACUCAGUCAUGACCGCGAAGUGGUUGCUUCUAACCAGUUCAAAAUAAUUAGGGUGGGUUCGAUACAAGAUGUCAUCACGGUGCACGAAAAUUUGCAAGCUUAUCAGGCAGCCGUUGACGCGGCCGGCGAUGAGGCCAACCACUUCUUCUGUCAGCAAGUCUACUGCACGGAGAUAGAUGCGCUGAAGCCGUUCGACACGGGGACACAGUGGAAGCAGUUAAUGCUCGAAAGCAGCCAAUUUCACCGAGUGUACCACAUGGGUUUCACGGAAUCGCCGGCUGGCCGAUUGCAAGAAACAUGCGCCGACAAAGGCAAGGUCAUAUUGGGGCGGGAGGAUGAGGCCGCCACAAUCAGGACUUUUAUAGAGACUGGCAUACGGCAGGGUGGCACCGGUCAGCUGCUUUACGUGAGCGGAGUUCCGGGUACCGGUAAGACGGCAACGGUCAACAUGAUAGUGCGCGAAAUAACGGAGAAAAAGCUAAGCGCAAAGCUCCCGUGGUUCGAUCUUGUAGAGAUAAACGGUGUACACCUUGUGGACGCCAACGAUUUUUAUCGCAUCCUGUAUAACAAGCUGACGAAGGCAACGGCGCCAAACUAUCUUAUCGCCUACAAAGAGCUAGAUGAAUAUUUUGCGAACAACCAGACGCCAUGCGUGCUGAUAAUCGACGAAGCGGACUACCUAGUUACCCGCACGCAGAAAGUGCUGUUCACAAUAUUCGACUGGCCCUCAAGAAGGAAGUCAAACCUUGUCGUAGUCAUCAUCUCUAAUACUAUGGACCUUCCUAGCCGCAUGAAGGCAUCGUGCGUGAGCCGCCUGGCAUUCGGGUCCCUGGUCUUCCAACCAUAUCGUUACCAGCAGAUACUGGAUGUUCUAUCCGCCCAGGAAGACAUAAAGUCGGCCAUUGACCCUGUAGCACUGCAGCUGUGCGCCCGUAGGGUGACUAACUACAGCGGGGACAUGCGGAAGGCGCUCCAGAUUUGUAAGAUGGCGUUGGCGGCGGCUACUGAUGGCAAGGUGUCAACGGCUGAGAUGAAUCGCGUUUCGAACACGGUUCUGAGCUCACCUGCAGUGGAGUCGCUGCAACACCAGUCGGAGGCCAUGUCGUGUCUCCUGGCAGCUCUUGUGCUGGAGCUGCGUGAGACGCAACUUUCCGUCGCAUGCGCGCGCAAAAUCUACCACGCGUUCCGUGGGAUGAUGGCAGUGAUGAAACCGGAACUUGAAAAAAGCAUUUCCAUGGACUCAUAUAGGCGAAUGCUUGUAUCUGCAUCGGUGUCUGGUAUCAUAUCGCUGGAGCCCGCCGCAAUCAGCGAGCUGGAUUCUAAACGCAAGAUGGAAAGGUACGAGGAACUCGGUGAGGACCUAGGGGACACCGUAAUAGUGACAGAGAUCGACGUCGGGCACAUAAUCACAGCUCUGUCGAGAAAUCCGUACUGGGAACAGAAGCUUCGUGACCUGUAG
Babesia ovata is the source of this 1905-nucleotide messenger RNA. RefSeq names its product origin recognition complex subunit 1. Gene Ontology annotation, molecular function: ATP hydrolysis activity; chromatin binding; ATP binding. The coding region runs from base 1 to 1905 and encodes 634 amino acids. Gene Ontology annotation, cellular component: nuclear origin of replication recognition complex. The transcript has 7 exons. Gene Ontology annotation, biological process: mitotic DNA replication checkpoint signaling; DNA replication initiation. The record is from RefSeq and is a predicted model, not a curated record. Lineage: Eukaryota; Apicomplexa; Aconoidasida; Piroplasmida; Babesiidae.